Parasteatoda tepidariorum (common house spider) is the source of this 3551-nucleotide messenger RNA. RefSeq names its product ras-related protein rab-6.1. Gene Ontology annotation, molecular function: GTP binding; GTPase activity. The record is from RefSeq and is a predicted model, not a curated record. Lineage: Eukaryota; Metazoa; Arthropoda; Arachnida; Araneae; Theridiidae.
GUCGGUACAGACAAUUUUUUUAAGUUACAAAAUUAAUCACAAAAACGUAAUUUCACUUUUUAAGCAAACAUUUUUGUCCACUGAAUUGGAUUUUAGACCGCUAAAAUAUAAGCGAUAGCAGUAAUCGGGAAAAUAUGUUUCCCAUAGUUUGAUCAGGAGAGCGGUCCAAAGUUUGGACCCCUUAAUGUUUAUUCAGAGAAAACUUUUUUUGCGUCCGAUUUCCCAAGUUAAAAUAUCGUAUGCACUAAAUAAUUAGCAUGCCGUCGUAAACCCAUAAAAUUGGGUCGGCAAAAAGUCCACCACAAAGGUGAAUUUCUCCCAAUACUUGAUCUAGGAGUCCUUCGUCUUCUGGAUUGCAUUGAAAAUUACGAUGAUACGGAUUUGAACAUCAGUAGUUGUAAACUGAAAAUUCGGUCGGCUGUUCAACGACGGUUAUGAUAUAAAUAAAAAAAUUAGUUAGCAUGUUUGAGGUUAUCCUCUUGAACCAUUAAGAUUAAGACCUUAAACUUAUAAUUCCGAUCAUUGGAUCAGAAUUUAAUCAGUGUGAUCUGCAUUUAAUUUUGCGCACUGUGCGAUUUAAGAUGUAUACUUAUCACCGAAUUAUAAUUCUUAAGAAUCUGGACUAUAUUAUUGCUCAAUACUUUUUAAUGUUUCAAACAGUGUAUCAAUGCAAUCAUUGGCAGAGCAAUGUUCAUAUAUAACUUGUGUAGAGAAAUAGACGAAUAUUUCUCAUUUAAUUACACGAUGUUCAAAUAUUCGACCUAUACAUUCAGAUGGGUGAUAAAAUUAUUCCUACACCCGGUUGGGAGUUUUAAAAUUGCAAAUAAAGACGCAUAGGUUUAAUCUGGGAGAACGAAAGGUAGAGCCACGUUCAAAAAUGGCUUUUAUGGAUGGUUAAGAAUGAUUCAAUUAAUUUUUAUAAUAAUUAAGCAGAUAAUUUUCUUGAAGUUAGCAGAUUUACGGUAUCUUUUUUAGUAGCAUCCAGCGAGUCGAAAUAACCUACUGAUUGAGGUAUUGGGUAUAACGCGUUUUUCUUUCUUUUCUUUUUUGUAUUCUUUUUCUAUCUUUCUUCUUUCGCAUUUUUCUCUCCUUGAUGCUUACUAUCACCCAUCUGAAUUUGUCGAUUGAAAUUUGGAAUAAUCUAUUUAUUUUUUGCGUUUAAUAAAUAUAUGUAUUCCUUCUAUAAAAUUAAACAAAGUUUUGUAACAAUCAUAUAUUACGUCUUACUUCUGCGAAAAACAUAUGUAUUUAUCACAUUUUUUGGUAGAAUUGUAACGUUUCUUCAUUUGUUGACAGUUGGAAUUCGAUGUGAUCUCUUAAAUGAAAAAGAAGUAUCAAGCGAGACUGGUAAAAAAUUUGCACGAAGUGAAAAUCUGGAGGUUUUAGAAUGCAACACCUUUUCUGGUGGAAAUGUAAACGAAGUUUUUGAACACAUGGCUUUGAGAAUACUUCAAAAAGAAGGAUUGAUACCACCUGAUGAAAUUGAAAUCGAAGGAAAGUCUCACGAAUGGAAAAAAACCAAUGAGGUGUUUGUCACUUCCGUUACUGAAAAAGAACUACUAAAUAGUUGUUUUAACGAAACAGAAAUUAUUAAUUGUAAGCCAAAAGAUACAAAUUAUCUAGAAGAUAGCAAUUUACAAAAUGGAACUAAAGGUGAAAGCGUUUUAAUGAAAAAAGACAGUACUCAAUCUUGUCCAUCAACCAGUAAAAUAAAAACUUCAGAGUUAAACGAAAAUUGUGAUCCUCCUGAUAAUAAAAAUGGCGUUGUACUACCAAAAGCAGAGAAGUCAGUAAUAUCAGAAGAAGAGAUGCAACAAGAAGGAAAGUGUCCAGCGUGGUUUGCUUGAACAGUAACUGCUUAAUAUUCGAGCUUGUUCAAUUUAUGAAGUUUUUUAUUAUUAUGGCUCUGUAGGAUCUCGAUAUGUCUUCUUAAUCAAGCAGCAAAAUGAACGCAUCAAAGCUAACCAAAAGUUGAUAUGCUUUGGAUGAUAAAAAUGGCGUAGUACCACCAAAUUCAAAAUAAUCAAAGCUUUUCUUAGAGAAAAAAAUAUUAAGCUUAAUUUACUUGAAUAAAAAAAUAUUAACUAUUGCAAUUUGUUUUUUUAAAAGCAGUUCUAUUGUUCCUUCAUCGUUUUUUAUUUAAAAGUAAAGGUUUUCUUUCCCUUUUCUGAACCCUAUUUAAUCAUAUUACUCCAUUCAAUUUUCUUACUUGUAGUGAUCCAAUUUUUUCCCGUAAACCAAUGCACAUUUGCAUUGCUUGUUGACAAAAAAAACCUGCAUUUUUGGACUAAAAUUCGGUUCGGUUUAAUUCAGAGUUAUGUCCAAAUGAAAAAUUAGAACCAGGAACAACAAUUUUUGAAGUCGGAACGAGUCUAAAAAUAAUUUCUAAAUUUAGACAAAAUCUUUACUGAUAGUAAAUUCGAUAUGAAAUGAUAGUUUUUACUGUAUAGCUUACAAAAACACAACAGCAGAUCUUAAAUCAGAACUUCAUUCGAAUUUAAAUCCGAGCAAAAUUUAUAUCACUUAAAUCCGAAUUUAGUUCUUGAACUUUUUUACAGAUAGCACAUUCAGUGAACAGCAGUGGAAAGUAAUCAACCCAAUAACGAUUAAAAAUAGCAUAAAAGUAGAACCGAGAAUCGAUAGGUAUCUUCAACUUCCAAAUAUGUUUAACAGUCAUUUUACCUCCUUAACCCAAACUAACUUCUUAGACUAAAAUGAUAUACACAUGAAAUACUAAAGGUCGAAUAAUAAAAAUACUUAAAUUUUAACAAAUAGUUUGUCUAAAAAUUAUUUAUGAAAUUUUGGUCUAUAAUUAGCUCUGCUAAAAUAGAAAAAAUUGUCGUAAUUGUAAAUGUCCCAAUAACAAUAAUUUAGAAAACAAUGCAAACAAUUUAAGAGGCUCUCAUGCAAAUGUUUUAAUUGAAGAGGCCUGACGCAAUUUAAUUUUUCCUUUCAGCAGUGUCUUCAGUGGAACUAAUUCAUUCAUUCAGUCAUUACUAAUUUUGAAAUUUGUCAAGAAUGAAUUUUCUAGUUUCUGAAGCAGAGAGCAGCAAACAGUGCAUUUCUAACUCCUUCUUUUUUUUAAAAUUGAUUUUUCAUAACAAUAUCCAUUUUUUGACGCCAAGCACUAUACCUUUACGUAGAACUUUUAAAAAACUAGCAUAUUUAGCAAGUCCUUCAGGUACUAUGUUUCCUAAUGGACUAUGCGCAUGACGUUCGAUUUAUAAAUUUUUUGGAGCACUGAAAAAUAGGUUCAGUAAAAUUCCACAACUGAAUAUGGUUUUAAACAUAUGAUGUACACAGUUCAAAUAUCUAAUAUUUUGUCCUGCAUUUAUUUGACUACGAAUACGAUAAGAUAAUCUUUCCAUCCAGAAGUUUUACUUUAUCUUUUAAUGUCAGAGAUCAAAAAUCAGAGUUUAUCGCUGUCUACUGUUAUUUUGAAAAUGGCUUAAAAACGUCAUUACGGGGAAAAGCCGCAGUUUUGUGAAAAUGAAGGGCGUUUGUGGUGUAAUUUUUUAAUAUUUAAAAACUGACCUGAAUUCAUGCAUUUC